Messenger RNA from Chelmon rostratus (copperband butterflyfish), 10044 nucleotides. RefSeq names its product bromodomain adjacent to zinc finger domain, 2A (gene baz2a). Lineage: Eukaryota; Metazoa; Chordata; Actinopteri; Chaetodontiformes; Chaetodontidae. The record is from RefSeq and is a predicted model, not a curated record. The transcript has 30 exons. Gene Ontology annotation, cellular component: rDNA heterochromatin. Gene Ontology annotation, molecular function: DNA binding; protein binding. The coding region runs from base 135 to 8282 and encodes 2715 amino acids.
CCAUGUUUGCUAAUUUAAAACCCAAAGGUUAGGGAAUAGUUGUUUAUUAUUUACCGCUGUGCCAUCUUCACCCGCAUAUCCGUUUAGAAGAAGGUUUAGAGGCAUCCGCGCCUUCGAAAUCCAAGGACUGAAAGAUGGAGUCAAAUAAUCAUUUCAACUAUGGCACCCACUCCUCAGCAAACUCAGGACUGAAACUCUCCUCAGGGGAUUCUCUUUAUACUAACGGGUCCUCCAUGAGUUUUCCUCAGCAGGGGAAGAAUAUGAAUGGCGAAUUGAAUGUGAAUGGCGUCACUACUGUACUCGGGUCCGGUGUGCCUGGCUCCCACCCACCAACAGCUCCUUACCCACACAUGAGCAACCACCACCAGAGCAGCAUGGGCUAUGACUACCUGUGGGGAGGACACCCUCAGUAUGGUCCAGCUAUGGGCACCUCUCCUGGGCAUGGGAUGCACCAGAAGCAGCCUACACCUGGGAUGGUGCAGCCUCAGUCACAGCACCACUUCCAGGGUCAUGGACAGUACCAACUGAAUGGGGGUAUUGAAAGCUCCCACCAGUCCCCUGUGGCAGGCCCACCAAACAUGCCUCUUACUGGGAGUCAGUACUGGAACAGGAAUAACCCUGGCCCACAGCAGAUAAGUUAUAAUUCCCAUAAUAUGUAUGGGACCUACCAGAGUCAGGCACAUCCUGGAAUUACACCGUCACAGCAUCACCAGCAGCAGUCCUUACAACCGCCCCCGCAUCAACCGUCACAGCAGCACCUCCACUCCCAUCGUCACCCACCCCACCACCACCAGCAGCACCAGCAACCACAGCAUUAUGGCAUGAUGGCUAACGGGAUGCCCUACUACCAGCAUCAAUCCCAACACCCGUCCCUGCCAUCUCCCCAGCAGCAGCAGCAGCAGCAGCAGCAGCAGCCACCACAGCAGUCUCAGGCCCCAGGCCAGGCUCAGAUAAUGCCUCCAGCUGCCCAGAAUUUUACUCCUCCUCGUGGCAGCCCACAGCACCACAGUUUAGGCAGAGGGGGCACGGGCAGCCCUCUUCCUGUGGGGAUGUCCUCCGCAACAAUGAUGUCACCAUCAACUGUGCAGGAUAGCGGAUCACCCAAAGGCCACAACAGGGAGCAGAGCCCCCAUGCUAGUAAUGUGGGAAUAUCUACUGUCAUGCAAGGGCAUACAAGAGAAGCUGUCAAGGAGGUAGACACAAGCUAUAACGGCAUGGAAAGGGCAGCUGUUGCUCAAAGACUACCCAAAAAUGACAGUUACCAACCCAAACCUGUGGGCCCUACAAGUGAUUACCGUCAACAUUCUGACCAGCCAGCAGCUCAACGUCCAGAAAUGGCUUCCCCUGUGAGAGAGUCAGCCAUGAAUACACCCCCCCAGUCUGUGUCGUCUCAGCUCUCUGCAGCUACAGCUCCUGCAGCAGUGUCAACGUCUCUAACCAAGGCCACAACACCUCCUCGGGUCUCUGCAGCUCCUGCUGUCUCUGAGUCUCCCACAUCUGCCCCUGGGCUCCCUACAGUGUCAUCUCCUGAUAUAGAAUCUACUCCACCACAAAUCUCAACACCUCCCAAUGUGUCCUCUGCUCCAUCUCCAGCUGCUCCUCCCACACUUUCCUCACCUCCUCUAAUGAUGCAAGGCCUCAGGCCAGAGAUAUCCCCUGCUGGAACCAAGCAUCUGUCAGUAGGGUCCUCUUCCUCCUCCUUGCCUGCAUCACCUCCAAAGUUGUCUACACCUCUUUCUUCCACUGAUAGUGUGUCUAGACCUUCAGCAGUUUCUUCAGUCCCUCCAGUCUCUUCUCCUUCAUCGGAGUCUGUGGCUCAUCAAACCAAGUCUUCAUUGCCUCCUACAGCUUCUGCACCUCCUGCCCUAGUGUCCACGUCUUCUUACUCGGUGUCCACACCCAUCUCAUCCCUUCAACGGAUGGUUCAAGGGUCUGAGCCACCUCUGAUGACUUCUGGCACACAGCAUGAAAAACCUGGACCUCCAAAAUUAAUGUCUGUCACUUCAUCAGUACGUGCUCCACCUCUAAUGUCAGUAUCAGGACCUUCAACCUCAACACCACCUGGCUCUUGUUUAUCAGCAUCUGAAUCUCCCAUGUCAGUGUCAAAAACUCCUUCAUUUGGCAGUAACCGCUGUGACCCAGUGCCCACAACCCAGCGUCAGACAUACACUCCUCCAGCUGCUGACUCUGGUCUUACCACUGCCUCUGCAGCAUCAUUACCACCUGGAGCGGUGAACUUACCCUCUCUAGCAGGCCAUGAAAGUCCUACAGUCCGACCUCUGUCUACCCUACCUCUUUUAACCACUCAAGCCUCCAGGACUGCACCCGUGUCCACCCCUCCUGCCUUGGUGUCUGUGCCUCCUGCAAUUGGUACUUCUUUUGGAGUGGUCCAGAGUUCAGACUCUGAGCAGCAUCCUUCUAACACCACUCCUCCUCAUGCACUAAAGCAGUCAUCUCCCAAGCCAGAGCACCAUGGUCAUAGCGAGGAUAGAAAAGCGUUAGCUGAUAAAAGAAAUGGAAAACCAGAAGAACACCUCUCUCAGCUUGAUUUAGGCACGAGAAGGCCAUCACAGAAGAUGGACGCUACUGAGACUAAUAAAUCUGAAAUUGGCUCACCCAAAUCCCUCACUGAUCUUCCUGGGAAACCCUUGCAGACCACAGUUGUUCCUGAUCAAAUGCCCAAGAAUAAACAGACAGAUUCUGAGAAGCACCACAUGCAAAGCAGUGUCAUCUGUGAGUCAGAGGACUCCAUGGUGGAGCAGAGUCCACUCCGAAAGUCCUCACCGCUCCACAGCACAAGGGCAGAGCAUCUGACUGAUGAAAGUUUUGAUAAUUCUUCACAAUUCGAUGGCAAUUCAACAUUUGGCACCUCCUCUAGAAUUGAUGUCAGCUCCAUCUUGGCAAAGUCCUCUCUUGUAGGUGAUGAAAGCUCUUGUGUCGAUGACUCCACUCACUUUGACAACAGCUUUCACCUAAGAAAGGACACCUCCCAUGCAGAAGAGCAAACCUCCACUUCGUUUUACACCACUAGAGAUGGCAGCUCCUUUUUGGAAGACUCCAGAGAUGACAUGUUGGGCUCCACCAAGGAAGGGGAAACAUCAGAGGCAGAGGAGACCAAGGAUGGUCAGAUCACAGGAGAGUCAGUGUUGGAGUCUUCUCUUAACAACACCUCUCAAUUGGAAGAGCCCUCUGUUGACUCAAGUGAUGUGUCCAACUCGCGCUCAUUUGUGCCAGGCCAUCAAGGAUCUGAAGCAGAGUGGGAGCCCAGGGGACAGGAUACACCAGACUCAGCUGGACGCGUUAGCAUUAAGACCACUGUUAAUGAGACAAUGACUCCCCCAAGUUUCAAGAUGAGAGAUGAGAAUUUCAUCGCCUUCAGUACUCCAGCAGAGGGCCCUGCUGUACACCCACUCCAACCAGUAACUGAUCAGAUUGUGUCAACUGCUGAAGGGCAUCUGAAAACCCCAGGGAAACCACGCAAACCUCGAGCUCCAAAGGCAAUAUGGACGAAAACCCCAGUUCCAGAGGAGGGCCAACGCAAGCCUCGGGUUCGAACCCCUAAAGUGGAGAAGGUGAAGAUUGAUGAUGAGGGAGGCAAUAAAGAGGAGGGAGCCAAGGGCAGAAAGAGGAAGAAGUCUGUCAAGGUGGAUGCUAAAGAAACAUCAGAUGUAUGUGGAGAGGCUGGGCCACCCACAGGAGAGGUCGAUCCCAUCACAGCCACAAUUGAAGCUGUUCUGGCCAACGCUUCAGCUCUUGACACUUCAGUUGACAAACCCAAGAAGGCGAAAAGGGUCAAGAAACAAGACCAGGAAGGAAACGUGGGAAAAACACCUAAACAAGGUGGCGACAAAACUGCUGAUGACGUUGAUGAAAAUGACGAUGACAGCUCCACUGCAGGUGAAUCUAACAGACGGAGGGUUGCAACUGAGGAGCAGGUUCAGUUCCCCCUGCAGCAUGGUUGGAAGAGGGAGAUUCGUGUGAAGAAAACAGAGAACCGCAUGAAGGGCGAAACCUGGUAUUACACACCUUGUGGAAGGAGGAUGAAGCAAUUCCCGGAAAUAAUCAAGUACUUGAAGAGACACACAGACAGCGUGGUCACCAGAGAACACUUCAGCUUCAGCCCACGCAUGCCUGUUGGAGAUUUUUAUGAAGAAAGAGAAAGUCCUGAGGGUAUGAAGUGGGUCCUCUUGGCUAAUGAGGAGGUUCCCUCUAUGAUCAUGGCCAUCACUGGCCGGCGAGGUCGACCUCCGAACCCUGAUAAAGAGAAACCCCGCAGGGUUCGUGGACUGAAGGGAGGGCAGGCCCGCCGCCCUGGUAGACCUCCCAAACCCAAGAUGAUUGAUCUCCUCAGCAAAGUUGAUGCCAAGCUUUUGAAGCGACUUGAGGCCAAGGAAGCUCUCACGGAGGAGGAAAAGGAAAAACUUGCAAAAAUCAAGAAGAAAAUGAAGAGAAAGGCAAGAAUGAAGAGAAGGGAGGAUGCCAAGAUUAAGAAGAUGAAACAGGAAAAAAAGAAGGCCAAGCUUGAGCAAGAUGCCAAAGACCUAGAGCUGAAGGCUGAACCCACCGACCCGACAGCCCCACAGGUCACACAGCCAGCAUCAAGUUCUGCUGCAGAGGCCAAGAAGCCUGGCCGCAGGAGGUCAGUAAAGGUUGAGGCUGCUCCACAAGUACAACAGACUGAUGAAGAGAGGAUAGCCCAGGGUAAGAGGGUGCUGGGUGCUCGGAGUAAAGCCAAGGCUCUGGCUAAAGCCCAGGCAGAGGCAGAGGCGGCAGCUCAGGCUGCUCUGGCAGCUAAGAGGGCAGCAGAGAGGAGAGCACAGGCCCAGAGACGUCUGGAGGAGAGGAAGAGGCAGCAGCUGAUAGCAGAAGAACUGAAGAAGCCCACAGAGGACAUGUGCCUCACUGACCACAAACCUCUGCCAGAGCUGUCCCGUAUCCCUGGUGUGGUUCUUUCUGGCACAGCUUUUGCACACUGCCUGGCUGUGGUUGAGUUCCUGCAUGGCUAUGGAAAGGUGAUUGGUCUCAAUGUACCCAAGGACAUCCCCAGCCUUGCUACCCUGCAGGAGGGGCUCUUAGGCCUGGGCGACAGCCAAGGAGAGGUCCAGGACCUAUUGAUAAAGCUGAUGGAGAUUGCACUCCAUGAUCCAGGCCUGCCAUCUUAUUAUCAGUCAGUAAAGAUCCUUGGGGACAAGCUGGUUGAGUUGGAGCUGACACGCAGCACAGUCUCAGAAGUACUUCGCAUCUUCAUGGAAGCUCAUGGUUAUGAUACAGAGGUGUGCAACACAAUGAGGACCAAAACAUUUCAUGCCCUGCCUCCUGAUACCAAGGCGGCCAUCCUGGGUUUCCUGGUGGAAGAGCUAAACAGUAGCAACAUUGUCACAAGUGACAUUGACAACACAAUGGAAAACAUGACAACUUACAGGAAGAACAAGUGGAUAAUUGAGGGGAAGCUGCGCAAACUGAAGGCGGCACUAGCGCGUCGUACAGGACGCUCAGAGGAAGAGCUGUGUUUUGAGGAGAGGAGGCGCAGUGCCAGAGUGGCCGAGGAAGAGAACCUCAGUAUGGAGGAGAGUGGCCUGGUCGUGGAGAGGGGCAACCGGCGUGCACGCAAAGAAGAGCCCAAACUUAGUGAUAGUGAGAGCCCUACCAACGCCAGCAUUCCAGAGCUUGAAAGGCAGAUAGAUAAGCUAACCAAGCGCCAAGCAUUUUUCCGCAAAAAGCUGCUACAGUCGUCUCAUUCCAUGCGGGCCACAUUGCUGGGCCAGGACCGUUACCGGCGCAGAUACUUGGUGCUACCUCACCUUGGAGGAGUUCUAGUCGAGGGGCCAGAAGAGCUGUUGUCCUCUGGAGAUGUCCUUGUAGCUGAGGUUCCUGUCACCCUCCUCAAAAAGGAGCCCAAAGUUGAGGAGAACCCCACGCCGACCACUCCUCCUCCUACUCUACCUUCCUCUCCUUCCUCUGCUACCCCUGCCCAAUCCCAGACCUUCUCUCCAGAGGAGGACCCCCUCCCUGGCACUGCAUCCCUCAUGAGCAGGCCAAGAGGACGAGGGCGGCCCCGAAAAAUCAAACCAGAAGUGGAGCUUCACCUCCGCACAGCAAAGAUUCGCCGCCGCCGUCGAAGUAGCGUCAGGUCCGGAGGUGAAGAUGGGCCAGGAUCACCAAACAGUGGCACGCAAGACCUCACACAGGCUGCUUUCCAGAGCUGGCUCAGCCAAUCACAGGAAGCGAUGACAAACGGCACAUGCUCUGCAGCAGGGGACGCUCCAGAGGGUAAUCGACCAGAGGAGAGUGUGAAGGAGAUGGCGGAGAAACAGGGACAGUGGUUCAACCUGCUCCCCAAACAACCGUGUGACGAUAACUCUCUGACGGAGCCCCAGAUACCCACCUCACCCAGCUCACCCCCUAAACUCCUUCCUCAGAUUCCGAGUGCUCUGCCCGCACUUGCUGCUCCACUCAUGCAGCCGGACCCGCUGUUGCCUGGCGUGGCCCCUGCUGACCCUGUGACUCCAGCAACACCACAGGAGACCCACUCUACACCCCCUGCUGCCGCUGUUUCCAUCGAUGCCCCACCAGCACCCCCUCAGCUUCUUCCAGCUCCCAUUCUUCCUGCCACACCUGCUCCAACGACCCCCGCCAGGCCAGGUCGCAGGCGGAGGAGAGGCAGCAGAGGCAGUAGUCCUGCCCGCAGAGGGCCAAGAGGAGCUGCAGCCAAGCGUCGUGGACGACCUCCCAACUCCGUGUUCCAAGAGCUCGAGCAGCAGUACUUCACACAACUGGUGGUCAAGCCCAUACCAGCAUCAAUGGUGCGUGGCUGGUGGUGGAUCAAGGAUCCAGAGGAACUUUAUAGCACCUUACAGGCCCUCCAUCCAAGGGGCAUCAGGGAGAAGGUGCUCCAUAAGCAUUUGGCUAAACACAUGGAGAGCUUAGCUGAGAUGUGCACCAAACCCAUAGAGGACCCUCUGUUUGAGUUGAAGGUGGAGGAGAAGGAUGUGCUAAUGGAGGCUCUGCAGCAGCCCUGGCAAGUGCAGGAGAAGGUAAUGGAGACUGACAUCAGCACCCUGCAGUGGGUGGAGGACCUGGAGCAGCGGGUCAUUGCCGCCGACCUCCAUCUCAAGGCACUUCCCCAGAGCGCUGUGGGUGAUGCUGAAUCUAACACAGAGACACCAAUGGCAGAAUUUCAGCCCUACACAAUCCCAGAUCCAGACUCCACACGUGAUGACCUCCAGUACUAUGAACACGACGCUGACCCACACGAUGACUGGAUUGUGCGAACUAAGAGGGAGUGGUCCGGCCUGCCGCGCAUCGCCACACACCCGCUGGACUUGGCCGUGCUGCGGCUGGCUAACCUCGAGCGUAACAUUGAGAGACGCUACUUGAAGGAGCCACUGUGGAACCCAGCCGAAGUGAUGCGCCUCGCUCCUCUCACCCCAACCCCAGGAGAAGAGCAUCCCAUGGACGUCAUCAGUCUGGAAAGUGAGAUCACAUCGCGGCUACGAACAUGGCGACAGGCUCUGGAUCGCUGCCGCAGCGCUCCCCAGGUCUGCCUGUGUUUACUUCAGCUGGAGAAGGCCAUUGCUUGGGAGAGAUCUGUGACUAAAGUGACUUGCCAGGUUUGCAGGAAGGGAGACAAUGAUGAUUGCCUGUUGCUGUGUGACAGUUGUGAUCGUGGCUGCCACAUGUACUGCCUGAGGCCCAAAAUCACCCAGGUGCCAGAGGGAGAUUGGUUUUGCCCUACUUGCGUUGCUGAGAAGGAAAGCGAUUCACCCCGCUCGUGCAAAAAGAGGACCAGGGUGAAAAAGAGGAGAUAUGAAGAUGACAGCUCUGAAGAUGAGAUGACAACACGACGUAGCGGUGGCAUGGCAACACGGUACAAGGAGACCGUGGCUUGCUCCUCCUCGACCCGUAGCUCUGGAGAAGGAGGCUCUGCUAAACGUCGUCGCAUGACCACCCGCAACCAGCCUGACCUCACUUUCUGCGAGAUCAUUCUAAUGGAGAUGGAGGCUCAUGCCGACGCCUGGCCGUUCCUUGAACCCGUCAACCCCCGCCUGGUGCCAGGCUACCGCCGCAUCAUCAAGAACCCCAUGGACUUCCUCAGCAUGAGAGAACGACUGCUACAGGGAGGGUACUGCAGCUGUGAAGAGUUUGCAGCAGACGCUCACCUUGUCUUCAACAACUGUGAGCUGUUCAACGAGGACACCUCGGAGGUGGGAAUGGCUGGACACGCCAUGAGGCGCUUCUUUGAGAGCCGCUGGGCGGAGUUCUACUCAAAUAAGGACAAAUAGGAGCCUACGACGUUCCCCCUGAUGGUGGGGCUGUACACUGUUGGUGCUGUCACCGUCCCAGUCAUGCUCUCUCCAUUACUGCUAAGACUGUCUGGAGGCUCUUCCAGCUGUGUGUAUUCUCUCAUGUAUAGGUAUAUAUGUAUAGAUUUUGGCUAUUUGUCUGUUAUUGUUUCCUCUACUGGCCGAAUCUUUUUCCAGGCCCACAGCUGAACUGGCUUGAACUUGUACUCAUUCCCCAUCACAGAGAGUGAGAACAUGUCUCUCUUCACUUUUCCUUCCUCCUUUAGUGUCUCCUCAUCUUCACCUCAGCACCUCAUCUCCUGUUUGCGUUCUCCUGUCACGUCCUUUCCCAAGCCCCAUGUCGUAGCGAGGCCUUUGGUCAAGCCCUGCUGUGGGGCGAUGACCUGGCCUCAGGCCCUGAGUGUUUUGGCUCUCAGACUCACACUGAAGGUCAGGGACUGAUCACACUGUUGCAGCCUAACUGCUGCAUUCUGGACCUGCUUAGCACCGCUCAACGACAAAAUGGAUCAAAACUCUUCACAGAGCUCGGGCCAUUUCUUACCUGUUCAAUGGAAACGUAAUGUAACGUGGUCUUAUGCCGAGAAGUAAUUUUUUUGCUCAAUAUAUUUUUAUUAUAUAUUCUAUAUAUAAAUAUAUAUAAAGAUUACAAUAGCUGGGAUUAUUUAAUAGCAAUAGCUCGUAGUGAAUGUGUACAGAUUACCUUAUAGAGAUGUCUAGACGAUUUAUGAAAAGGCCAGUUAAACUAAAAGGAAUCUGUUCUUGGACUGUCACAAGUAGACGUUGUAUAACCUCCACUUAAAGUCUUGCACGCACACGUACACACUUUUCACCAACACACAAACAUGUACAUGAUUUCACACACACACACACACACACAUACCCACCUUCUGCUGCUGUGUGAAAGACACUGGUUUCUGAAACUGGAGGAUUUUUUUUAGUGUCGGUCAGUCAGUCUGGGUUUAGACUCUUAUAUUUCACUGUCCUUGUGAAGAGUAAAUAGUCAGAUAGUUACCCCUGAUCUGUGUCACAGGCUGUAUACAACUGAGAGGAUGCUACUGCAACACACAGCUCACACUGAAAUUUUGCUAUCAUGUAUAAAAUCACCCCAAGACAAGAUGGUGCAGCUUCAGAACUGCAGUUGAGCAUUUGACCCGUGCUGAAAACAACACUCAUACUUCUGUUUGUCUGUAGCUCGUCAAACAAGGCAAAAACAUGUAACGCUGGUUAUGUGUGAGGUUAAAAUCCUCCCAUUUUAAAGAGUAGAAUUUUAAAGGAGCUCUGGUAAUGAGGUACUGGGCACACCCCUGCCUGGUUUUCUGUCUUACAUUCCUUUUAUUGAUUUUUGUGCUGUACAAGGGCCAACGUACGAUGUUGCGCGGCAUGGUUGGUGUGCUCUGAAGGCGACAGGAUGACUCCACAGUCUGGGUUUUAUUUAAACGUGUUUCUUACACUGAACUCAAAUCCGUUGUUAGGAAAUAACUUUGAUGUUCCUUAUUACACGUAAAGGGACAGACAUUUUUUCAAAAAAGAAAAAAAAAAAGACAUGAAAACCAAAUGUGGUGUUAAGUGAAUUUUUAAUAAUGUACAGUUUUGGUGACUUUAAAUUUGUUCCUUUAUAUUUUUAGGACCAAUUCAUCAUUUUUAAGAGGAGGUAUUACAAGACUCUGUUGUAUUAAGGUGAUGUAACACGUGUGCAUCUGUAGAAUGUACUGUGAGUUGAAUAAAAAUCACAUCUAGUAGA